Molecule: messenger RNA, 2009 nt
Organism: Athalia rosae (coleseed sawfly)
Lineage: Eukaryota; Metazoa; Arthropoda; Insecta; Hymenoptera; Athaliidae
Exons: 2
Coding region: 153-1145 (330 amino acids)
Source: RefSeq, a predicted model, not a curated record
ACGCAAGUGGCUCGAAACCCUAACCAAAACUGACAGCCAGUUCUGGAUUUUGUUGUGAAUUAGAAUAGCACAAAAAUAAAAUAAGGACCUUUGCCUCUAUAAUAAUGGAAUUUUAUAUUUGAAAACUGCAACGAAAUACGUCACUCUUAGCCAUGAGUAAUUCUCGAAAAUUUUUCGAUGCGAUUGCUAAACAAAUAAACAAAUCACCAGUGAUGAACAAUGCCAAUUCUGCUAUUGGUAAUGUAGCAGAAAGAGCACAACUGAAAUUGUCUAGUGUUCAGAACAUUGCCGUUGAAAAAUAUAAUACGAUUGUGAAGCAAAUCAAUGGUACUACAGUGAUUCAGGAUUGUUCUCCACAGGCACUUCAAUCGGUAAGUCCAUUACCGCAACGUAUCAUAAAUUGGUGGCAAUGGUACCAGCAAUUGACCGGGCUAGAUACAGUCGAGGUAGCCAAACGCCAGGUUAUACAAGUUCAGGACAAACUUUUUGAGUGUCAAGAUCAUCGCAGGAGCCUUACACGCCAAGCCAACUUAGUGAAUGAAAGAUUGAAAGAAAUUUAUGGCGAAUUGAUACAAACCAGACGUGAUGAUCAAAAAUAUGUACAGUUGACCAUAAUGGAGAAUAAAAGCUUGCAGGAACAAACAAAGAUCAGUGGACAGUUGAAUAUUUUAGAGAAUGAGGAAAGGGAUCACUUUACACAAUUGGCUACGGCUAUAAAAGAGUAUCAUGACAGUCAAGCUAUGAAUGCGCAAAAAUACAAGUACUUAUCAAUAUUAGCAUCAGCAUUCUUAGCAAUUUUGUCAUUGAGUGGUUCAAUGAUUUAUAAUAAUCGAAGAAUAGCUGACGUACGAAACGUCAUAGCAGCAGCUCAAAAAAACAAUGACGAGACCUUCAAACAAUGCUUUCACUCGUUACAAAGUGAAUCAAAUAAAAAAUUCUCCAUGAUUAUGUCCACCCUGGCAACCAAAACUGUCAUUGAGACAAGUAGUCAAACUGAACCAACUCCUGAAAUAUUGAACCAAGCAUGUGAUCUUGGUAGUGACUUUCUGACUGACCAAGAUUUAAUUAGCGAAAACCGCAGAACACUUGCUAUUUACUUGGGUGCCUUAAUUCUUGCCGUUUACGUUAUGCAACAAUUUAGGUAAAUUUAAAACAUCAAACAUUCCGAAAUUUAAUAUUGAGGGACGUUGGAGACAGCAUUUAAUUCAUAAAUGUUUUACUCAUGCUGUGUAGUCUAUUUUGACCUUUGAAUAAAUAACGUAUUUCAGGUUUAGAUCAUCAUCAAUGUUAUUAUUAUUAUCAUUACACUGAAAUAUACAAACUUAAGGCAAUCGAAGUAAACGUACAGAAUAUUGGCAAUGCUAAACUGUUAUGCAAAUUCUGCACUUAAUUGAUGUGGAAAUGUGAAAACGAUAAUUCAUGCCAACUUAUAUUUCAAUGCAUCACAAAUAUUAAUCCAAUUACUCAAAAGAAUCAAACAGCUAACCGCGGUUUAGUAAAUCAUACGGUUAUGAAUUGGAGUGACAAGCGUUUUAACAAUUAGUAUCAAGAACAAAAAUAGUAAUCAGUAACAUAAUCCAACAUCGUUGAGCAGUUCUGAAUAGCUGUUGAACACUUUGAUGAGAAUCAGGAAGCCAGAUAUUCAUGGUUCGUGUCCAAGAGUAGAUGAAAUUUUGCAUCUACACCUAACUCGAAAAUCAUGUCCAAAUUUGGUGUGUGUAUAUCCUUUGCAGAAAUUUCCAUAGGUUCCAUUUUGUAAUAUAUCUUAUCGAGUAUUGUGCGUUCAGAUUCAAUGCUGACAUUUCAAUAUUUGAAUGUCUCAACAUUUUUUUUUUGAUAUUCUGAUGCCAGACUUUUCUUGUUUUUUCUACUUUUACAAAUCCGUUUUACUCUUCUCGCUGUUUUUAAUCCCACUUUUUCCAUUCAAUACCAUCAGGCGGCUUUCUUUCUACUUGUCCUUUGGCCACUUCGUCCCAAUUUGUACUCAAGACAGUUCCACCAGAUUCUUG